Molecule: messenger RNA, 655 nt
Organism: Brassica oleracea var. oleracea
Lineage: Eukaryota; Viridiplantae; Streptophyta; Magnoliopsida; Brassicales; Brassicaceae
Product: GDSL esterase/lipase At3g27950-like
Molecular function (GO): hydrolase activity, acting on ester bonds
Source: RefSeq, a predicted model, not a curated record
UGCUUAGCUCUUUGCAUCUACUAACACCAUGGCGACUUCCAAAUUUACCUUUUUCAUCAUCCUUUUUCUUUUAGGCCUUACUGAGAAAUCCUCGACCGCAUCGCGUAUAAACUCUCGCAAGAGUUGCAAUUUUCCGGCUGUUUAUAACUUUGGAGAUUCAAAUUCAGAUACUGGAGCUAUCUCUGCGGCUAUAGGAGAAGUUCCUCCACCAAACGGAGUUGCCUUCUUUGGAAGAUCUGCGGGGAGACAUUCUGAUGGCCGUCUCAUUAUAGACUUCAUUACCGAGAAUCUGACGUUGCCGUAUCUAACACCGUACUUGGAUUCGGUUGGAGCUAAUUAUCGGCAUGGGGCUAAUUUUGCGACUGGCGGCUCUUGCAUCCGCCCCACCGUUGCUUGUUUUAGUCAGUUCCAUAUUGGAACUCAAGUGUCUCAGUUCAUUCACUUCAAGACUCGUACAUUGUCUCUUUACAACCAAACCAACGGAAAAACUCCAUUCUGCAAAGGAGUCCUUGCACGGCCUAAAGAUUUCUCAAAGGCUCUUUAUACUUUCGAUAUCGGUCAGAAUGAUCUCGCCAUCGGGUUCCAAAACAUGACAGAGGAACAACUCAAAGCAACUAUACCGGCAAUCAUCGAAAGCUUCACUACUGCUAUAAAA